GAGUUUGCAAGCUAUUCCUUCCGGUUAUCGGAGCGCCUGUUUCAGUCAUUGUUAAGGAAAUUUGACAUGGUUUUCGAUAUUAAAGCUACAUUCAUGUGACUGAAAUCAAAACACUCAAAACUGGGCAUCAUGUACUUCGAUCAAGGAGAGCAGAGGGAACUGAAAGUUUCCGUUAUGUGGAAACGAGCCCAGGGAAAAAAGAAAGUGCUCACUUCAGUGAACUGGAAAGAGCGAGUGUUUGUUCUCACCCCUAAAACUCUCAACUAUUUUGAAGGCUCUGCAGAGGUAAGGAUGUGCAAAUACCUUAAAAAGAUGUAAAUUGUACUUUGAACGCAAUAUUUCAUGACUGUUCAUAGAUCGGUGUCUUAUCUCCGAGUUUACAGUACGUUUUGCACAAAACACUGCAUGAGCUUUAAUCUGCUCUAAUAGCUUGCGGUAGAAUGCUUCUUUAUCGACCUCUGCUGAAAUGUAGGUUGCUCGAAGUUUCUUGAUUUGUAUGUUAAUGAUUAAACCAUCCUUGGUUGCAAAACUCCUUAACUGAUUCUUAACGCUACGUUAGCAACAAUCUGUGGUACGACGAAUAAUAUUAGCGUUUUAAAUUUAAGCUAAUUAUUUAUAUUAUGCCCUCCUUGUUUAAGCACUGAAUUUAACCGUGAGCUUAAGUAUUUAAAUUAAAGUUCGUUUCAUACCAGUUUUAAACUUACACAGAGAGGAAACCUUAAUAGAACAACCCAUUAUGGACUAAAAGGGUUCCAGAAAAUAUCCCUCCCCUACCCCUGUAGCUGCAAUAUUUUAUUCCUCAUGCCUCUGGAGAUAUCCCCACAUUUCAACUGAUGCCAUAAAUGAAUAAUUUCCCCCCCUCCCCUCAUAUUCCUCUUUUUUGGGGGAAUUUUAAUUUCUUUUUAACCCCUUCAAAAUAACUCCUGUCAAAUGUCGCAAAACACAGAGGAAGUGGAACAGUCAGUCUUUUGAGUGACAAUCUUAGUGGUUGCAUUUUCAUGAGGGAUGUUAUGGGUUGCUUAGCGAGUGUUAACUGAGUAGAAAUGGCUAUGAAAACAGUUUUGUUUCUGACUUGCUAAGUUUACUGAGUUGGGGAAUUUGACCCCAAAAACAAUGAAACAAAGAACUCCUUAAAUUGAAGCCAGGAAAAAAGUCUGCUUAAGCUAGUCAGUAUUUAACAUCAAGUCAUUUUCAUCUGCUUCUAAGAGCUAUGAACCUGAACCUCCUUUGAAAUCUGUUUCAUACUGCUAAGUCCGUGGAUGGAGUAAGGAAUCGAAUGCGUUACAAAACCCACGCCAACAUGGAGGUCACAAACUUCAUGUUAUACAUGAGUAUGGGUUGCUGAUAUCUGAAAUACUUUGCUCCUGUUAAAAUUAUGUUUAUGAUAUUUUUUUGAGCAGAAACGUGGAAAACGGAAAGGAAGUAUACCUCUAAGCUCAGUGAAAGCAGUAGAGUUUGUUGAAGACACUGCAUUUGACCAAGUCAAGAAAUACUGCUUUCAGGUGAGUUCAGUAUAGUCUGACUGAUGAACCUCUCAUGGAGUUGUGCAUGGGGUGCUUGGAAUAAGGUUUCUAUUGACUCCUGAUCAAAUAUAAAAUUCUCCUUUGAUUCACAAUCAUAAACAAGACAGGUGGAGGAGAAUUUUGCACUUAAUCAAAAGUUACUAGGGCUUAAAUUAUUUAUUCUAGGAAAUUGUUCUUGUCUGUCUUUUCCUGAAUACAAACUGUGCUUAGGCUGCUAAUCAAAAUAAUUAUUACAUGUUCAGCAUAUUUGCACACCACAAAACAGUGCUAACAUUAUUUCAAAUAGUUUAGCUUGGGUGUUCAUUGCAUGCAGAAGUCUACAGUCUUUCUGUUUAUUGGUGAAUUUAGCUUUUUUAUGCUGUCAACUCUGAACUUCAUCAUACUCCAGUUCUAAAAGAAGGUUACUGGAAUAGGAUCUUUCAGUGUGACUGAUUGUGUGUUCUUGCAGACCUUACCGUUGAGAAUAACUGUUUUUGUUACUUUUAACCCAGAUGAUAUUGUAGCCCUUGACAUCUAGCAUUGUUGUAUGUAAGCACCAAAUCUGGUGCAUGUGAUAGGUCAGUUAACAGAGUAACUGCUGUGAGACAGUCAUUGUAGACUGCUAUAUUUCUUGCUCAUAAUGUAUUUAUUAUAGAUUUAUUCAUAUUACAGGUACAUGUGUGAAUUCCAAAUCUUGGAAAUAUGUUUACAUGUAUUUCAUAUGUCCAUUUGUGAAUGUUCUGACAAAGAGUGAAACACAUGUUCAGACCAUGGGCCACUUGAUAUGCAGUCAUUAGUAAUUGCUUGGGUGAUGUCUACUAAAAUCUGUUUCACAAAUUAAUAAUAUAAUAUUAUUUAUUAUAUUGAUCAUAUCCACAGGUUAAGUACACUAGGUAAGGACUAAUGAAGGCACUACCAUAUUUUUCUACUGAUCAACAGGUUGUCUAUGAUGAUCUGGUUUUGUACAUCAGUGCAAAAACCGAAGAUGAAAGAAAAGACUGGGUGGAUUCCAUUCAAGAUGGUACUUAAAUAGAUUUCAUUUUUUGUUGAUAAAGUACAAAGAUGAUUGAUGAGGAGCCUUGAUGCUCUCACUCCUAGACCAUUGCAUAACAGGAUUAUUUGUCAUUCUUACCAUUAAAUCUGUGGAUGAAACCCUGUGGGGUUACCAUUCAAGUAAAACCUCUUUGCCAGACCUUUUGGUUAUCACUAGAGGUCUUUGAUGUGUUUAAGGUAAAAUUAAUGGAAGUGUAUAAAGUCAUAAUAGUACUUAAAUUUAAAGGUAAGGGUUAUAUACUUUAUACAUCUGAUAAUAACACUUUGUUUCUAGAAUGUAGUGGUAACAAGUUUCUCCUUAUGGAAUAUCAUCCUGGAAUUUUUAUAAACAAGUGGACAUGCUGUGAUGGGAGGGAGAAGACAGCUCAAGGUUGUAAGAAAUCGUUUGCUGCAAGUGAGAAAGAUGGUUAUCAAGGUAAGAGCAAACAUUUUAUAGACUACCAUGAAUUACUAUGAAUUUACCAAAAAUGUUUCUAAAAUUGCAAGUAUAAGUAUGAUUAAUGGAAUCUGAAGCUAGUUUUGAUGUCCCAGACAUUAAGGUUCAAGAGUUUUGGGAUAAAAAUAUUAUUUCAAGUGACUGAGUUUGAAAUCUUCUACUUGUACUCAAACUCACAUUCAUAGUCAAAUCUUAGCAUCCCUACCUUCUAAAGGAGGUGCCACAUAUUGCCUUGGUAGAGACACUUAAUGGUGAAUUCUCUCUAAGACAGGGACCAAUGGGAAUGGAAUAAAGUAUCUGUCUUUAUUAGAAAGGAGGUGUGUGUAGCCGAGCGGUUAAAACCUUGAACUCUGGAUCUGGAGGUCUGGGGUUCAAGCUUUGCCCAUCGCAUUGUUUCCUUAGACAAGGAACUUAACCCAACUUUGUCUCUCUUCACCCAGGUGUAUAAAUGGGUACCGGCAACAUACUGCUUGGGGGAGGGGGGGGGGUAACCCUGCAAUGGACUAGUAUCCCUUCCAGGGGGGAGAAGCAAUACUCCUGGGUAUGCUUCAUGCUACAGAAACCGGUAUAAGCUCUGGCCAUUUGGGCCUUUGGCUCAUCUGUGUCUUUACCGUACCUUUAUUAGAAAGGGUGUCAUUUUUGUUAAAGGCAGGACUUAUCAUGGGCAGCAGGUGCGGAUCCACACCGGUUUCCACCGUUUUACGGAAAUCGGUCACAUUUUUCAUAUUAAAUAUAUUUUAAAAAGAAAAACACUUUCCAAGUUGAAAUCUGGCCGAUAUCCCAUCUGAAUGACUCGGAAACCCAGGAAAGGGGACUUUAAGGAGUAAAAAUCCAAAUAAUUUCUUGGGGGAGCCAGCCCCCGGACCCCACUUGAAGCUUGCGCCUUUGGCGCUUGUUUAGGAAAUCGGUCAGUAUUUAUCCUAGAUUCGCGCCUGGGCAGCGACCAGCUCUGGGUGUGUCCAUUGGGUUAAACAGGCAGACCCCUAUGUUUAGCGAGGGGUCUGUCUGUUCAACCCAGUAUGGUUGUCAGAUGAAACAAAUUUUAGUGCGAGGAGCCAGUAAAAUGUUAUAGUACUUACAGGGUGUUAACAUGUAAAUAUGAUACAUGGGCCUCUGAUUAUCUACAAUUUUGGUACUAUUUCCUGUUUGCAGGUGACAGUUACACUCGUUCAUCAUUUAUAGCAACUCAGCCCUUGCCUCCCAUCCCCUCUGAAGUAAGUACCUUUUAGAAGCUAGUUAAUAAUACUGUGUUCAGUAGGGUCAAGGUUUGAGGGCCUCAGUGCCCCCCCCCAACCAUCCCAAGUCCUCCCCCCACCCCAAUAAUUAUCUGCCUGUAGAUUAUUUUCCGCCCUACACAUGUUGUUAUGGUUUGUUAUGAAAAUGUGGCUCAAUUUUGUCUUCAUUUGAUUAUUGAUUCCUUUUGUUCUGUGUUGUGAUUAAACUUAAGAAUAAAAGUGAACCACCAGCGGUGCCUGCACCAGUUCCCAGAGAAAGAAAAGAGCCUGAAAAAAAAACUGAAGUUGUAGUGGCUAUUUAUGACUUCAGUGGAGCUGAACAAGGCGACUUGUCUCUCAUCAAGGUUUGUUUAUGUAAAUAUGAGUAUUUUAGUGUGUAUAUUAUUUAAAAGCAGAAAGAAGUUUUAGGUCUGUAAGUGGACCUUGAUAUCUUGGUUUCAAUGCAUCAUAUGCCAAUACAUGGUUUGACAGAUAACACAUUGUGCCAGAAGAUCAUGGUAAGUCAGAAACCUUGACAGAAUGGACAUCGCACGUUCCAGCCUUGAGCAGCAUAUCAGCAGAAGUAAUUUUGCAGUUGUUUGUUUUUUGACUACACUUUGUUAUUAACACUGCUCAUAUGGUGAAGUUGCGUAGUUACAAUAAACAUUGUUGUCUUAUUUUUAUCAAACUCUAAAGUCAAUGUUUUAGAUGUUGCUUGGUGUAUUUCUUUUCAAGCCAGUUACAGCCGUAAGGGUAAAAAAUAUAAAUUUGUCUAGUCAGUGUUCCAUCAUUUUAUGAAUCUCCUUUGUUCUCUUUUAUUAGGGAGAACAGUUAACAGUCCUUGAUAAACAAUCAGAUCAUUGGUGGAUAGCCAAAAAUUCAAGAGGGUUUGUAAUGUUUGUAAAAAAUAAUGCAUUAGAAAACAACAGCAUUGUUUGGGCAUCUCAUUAAGUGUUCUUUAAUAUUUUUCAGAGAAAGUGGUUUCAUUCCAAGUAAUUAUGUAAGAAGGCAAGGAUUGGAAAGUGAAAGGUGUGUUUAAGUUCCUUCUGUUUUCACCAGAGAGAUUUUACAUAUGUAUUUGGUUGAUGUAGGGCUGAUGGACUUUAACCAUAAUGUGAAGGGUCUGUCUGCUUAACUUUGACCAAUCCAACAUAGUUGAACUUACGAAUGAAGCUCCUCAGUUCUAGGACUCUUUAAACCUGUAGCGAUCCAAUGUUCAACUGAUCUCCUUAGGGCUCAAAAUAAUUUUUGGACACUGGACGGACACAAUCACCAGCCAAAGAAAAUUUUGUUUGGUCAAGUCUCAUUUCUGACCAGUCAAAAUAUUGGGAAAAUAGUUAACUGAUCUUUGUGUAAUUCUCUAUUUGUAUUUUUACAAAGAGGGAAAAAUCUAAGAUUUGCUGGUGAGGAUUUUGCUGUUUGUUCAAGAACGAGAGUACAGUGUGCAUAACCAGUCAACAUGUCCAACGAGUAAAGUUUUUGGCUUGACUUCUGGGGGAACAUUGUCCGUUGACUGACUGUUAUUUUGUGUCCUACUCAAAUUUUGUCUGUAGCUAUUGAUAUUUUUGAACUACAUCUUCAUAUGACAAAGUUAUUAACACAGAUUUUGAAUCUAACAAUAAGUGCAAUUUUAUUUUUAGCUGGUUCCAACCUGAAAUGUCACGACAGCUGUGCGAGGAUGUUUUGAAAAAGGAGGUGGGUAAAAAUCACUGUUGUGGGAAGUACGUGCAAAUGUUUAAGUAUUUAUCUGAAGAAAGAUACCUUUACCAAUUUAGUCAGGCAGUUCAUAAGAGAAAUGCUUCCUAAACAUAUUUUUCAGGGUAAAGAGGGCUGUUUUGUAGUCCGAAACUCAAGUAGAGAGGGAAUGUACACCUUGUCUGUUUUGUAAGUGUUUUGCCCUUUUUUUUGUUUCUUUAUUUUAUAGAUUUUAUUAACCAUGCUAUUCUUUUGAAGUUAUGCCAUCAUUAAGCUCUAUCGUCUAUCUACAUAAGUGUUUAGUGCAAUAUAGAGCAUUGCUAUAUUUGUUGUGAACUGUUUAUGAGCCUCUUUCCAUUCAAUUAACAGACAUUAAUAUUCCUUCUUUUCUGCAUUUGUACGUAAGUGAAACAUAACAUAAAACUCUUAGCUAGGAAACCCAGCCAAGAAUAUCUGCUUUAGAAAGGAUGUGACUCCAACAGUUAAUCUCCUCUUAGAGAGAUGUGGUGCUGCCCUUAACUCCAUAUAGUGGUCAAUGUGAAAAUUUCAGAACAUUUUGUUGUAACUUCUUGGGAAAUGAAUAGUUCUGUGCAAAAGGUCUUCUAAAGAGGUUUCAUUUAAAUGGUACAAACCAAGGAUUUCAUUUUACAGUUUUUAGUUAGAGUGAAAAAUGAUCACACCAUCAUUGUCUUGAUCUAGGAGUGAAAGGGCUCAUAACCUUUUGAUCUGUUACUCUAGGCACGGAGACCAUGUUCGUCAUUAUCACAUCAAGGAAGAUUGUGGGCAGUUGUAUAUAUCAGACAGACAUAGAUAUCCAACAGUGUCUGAACUCAUCAAUUAUCAUCAGCAUAACAGUGGAGGUAACUUUAUGUUAUUGAUGUGUUUCUGUUGACUGACUGUAUUAACCCUUCAAACCCCAGUAUCCACAUACAAUAUAUUAAAGUCUCCGCAUGACUGAUCUGACCAAAAAUGCCUCGUUGCCAUCAAUAAUGUGAUACAACUUACUUGGACUCUUGGACUUGAAUAUUACUACCGCACAGGUUGUUGAAAUGUCAGUCAUUGUCAACAACAGUCCUAUUCUGAACAAUGCUCACCCGGACAAUCAUGCUACACCUAUUUACAGAUGUAUUAUCAACCAUAUCCAUCCUCGGAGACCCAGGAGAUGCUGUUUGCUGAUUGGCCACAACGAUACAAAGCAUUUUUGUGCCCAAUCAGGAGCCAACAUUCGCUUGACCAUUUGGAAAUGGUCCAGUGAGAGUGGGUACCCAGGGGCUUUUUAUUAAAAACUUUCAUUGCACCAUUUCUCCCAGCCCUACUGACCACCCCUGGGUCUCCAAGGAUGAACCAUAUAAAGACAGGCUGUUAAUUUUUAACCCCUUGCCUACUAGAGCCAAAUACACCCAGCAACCAGCAACCUUUCUCAACGACCAGAGUUCCUUUCUUAAUGACCAGACUUUUGGUGAUUUCAUUAAUUGUUUGAGGACAUAUAUAUAUGUCCUGGGUUGCUGAAGGACCCCACACAGGAUGUAUAUAUACGUCCUUGGUAGAGAAGGGGUUAAUUAAACUGAAUAAUUUUACAUCAAACAUUAAGAUUUAAUGUUGUAUUCCAGGCUUAGUUACUAGACUAAGGCAACCUCCUUCAUUUGGUCAGGCACCAGUAGCGGCAUUUGGUCAUGGUAUGUAGUUGCCUAAAAAUAUGAUGUAUCUUUUAUAUAUUUGAAUAUCCACCCCCAUGACUGACACUUCUAAAAUAUUCACUUGUAAAUGUUAAUGGUUUGAUAAUGCUAAAAAGAGACAGUAUAGCUGGUAGCAAAAUUGAGAUCAUAUUCAGAGCUGUCCCUUCUUUCCUUGUAGAUGUAUGGGAAAUGCCCAGAUCAGAAAUAGUGCUUGGAAAGGAGUUAGGUUCAGGCCAGUUUGGGGUGAGUGUGAAUCAUCUUUUUUAACUACUGUAUUGCAAAAUGGAUGAUGGACAGGUAAGUCAGCCAGCUCCCAGCUGGAGACCCCUGAUCCCUUCCUUGACUGGCAAAUACUGCAAACCUAAUAUUAUUAUAAGCCACCUGUCAUACUGAUAAAACAGCAGUAAAUUAGCUACUGGUGAUCUGCAAUUUCUGGAUAUUUCCUUACAAUAAUAAUUUCCUAGUAGGGUAACUUUGUAAGGGCAGUGAAUAUCGAGUAGCUGAUGAUGCUGAGACAUUCUUUUUUCAUACAACAGACUGUGAGACAAGGCUGGUGGCAAGAGACUCCUGUGGCUGUUAAAAUGAUGAAGGAAGGCGCCAUGUCUGAAGAUGACUUCAUAGAUGAAGCAAAAGUCAUGACGUAAGUGCAGUUAUUUACCUUCUUAAUACAGACACUUUUGUGAAAAAACCUAGUGGCUGCUUUACAGAGGUGUAACAGUUCAUUUAAUGCAAGGCACAUGGGAAGCCUGUGUAGAACUUUUCCACACCCCAAACCCCCUCCUAGAUUUCUGAAAAACUGAAACCUGCAAAGACGCGACCUAAGGGUUAAAAGUAAAACAUAAAUUUAAAUAUUGCGUCGUUUGUUUUGUUUUUUGAGGCAGUGGCGCAAAAGUUUUUUGAAUUGAUCACAAAUUACUGAAAUUUAAAAGCAAACUAGACGCUUAACAAACAAAAACGUAUUUGGUUGCCUCUUGCUUUUCUAACAAGUCAAUGAAUGUUUUGCAUUGCAGAAAAUUCCACCACCCUCAUCUGGUUCAGCUGUUUGGUGUUUGCAGCGAGAAACCCAUUUAUAUCAUCACAGAAUUUAUGACACAAGGUGGGAUAUUAUUUUUAUUAACGCUGUUUGAAUUAACCACAAUCAGUGUUUUUCUGUCGUCUUAUAACCUCUCUCCUUCUUAUAAUUUCACUUUUCCUGAUCAGGAAUGACCCUAUAAGAUAUUAUGUUAAAAGAAGCAUUCAAACUUGACAGAAAAACGCUUUACACUUAUUCUCUUUAGUAUAUUGCUAGCCAACCUGCUUUCAGAGAUUUUGUUUUAGGAGAAAAAGAAAGAAAACUUCUUUGAAUUUAGCAGUUAGCUCGCGCUAGAGAUCAACUCAUGAUUUAUUUUGUUGACAAUUUAGGAUGCCUUUUAAACUAUUUACGGAAGCAUCAAACACGCCUGCAUCCUCCACAAAUGACAGAAAUGGUUCGACAGGUAGCCUAUGCUAUGACUUAUCUGGAAAGUAGGAACUUUAUCCACAGAGAUCUGGUAAGUUAAAAUGAAAGCAUUUUGGAAUUGGUGUUAUACAACUGUUGUUAGGGAGCUUAGGAAAGUACGCCACCACAACUCAACGGGACGGAAGAAACACAAAAAACAAAACAAAAAAACCAUGAUAGGGUUCAGUGAGUAAAACAAAACUUCCAUACGUGCGUCACUAUUGCAACCAACUUCGACCUUCUUAAAUUUCAAACUGAGUGCCCUUACUUAGUAAUGCUGCUAACUGAUGUCAUCAUUUUUGUCAUCUUUAAUCAGGCAGCAAGAAACUGUCUCAUAGGAGAUAAUAAUAUUGUAAAAGUAGCGGAUUUUGGUUUAGCGAGGUGGGUUAUUUUUUCUUACUAGAAAUAGUGAACUACUUGAUGGUUUUAGUUGUGUUCACACGUGUAUCAUAAAACUAAGUGAAUGUUUUAUUUGGACCCGUCAGAGGAACACCAGGGGCAACUGAACAAUCCAAGGAGUCAAGCGCGAGAAACCGCUUCUGUUCUACUCAAGUCGUGAAUCUUAAAUCGGUUGAUUUUUUUUCUGAUUGGUUGAUGGAGUGUGGCGUUAGAUUUUAUUCACAAAUUUCAAAGCUUGGCGAUGCAGAUAAAUCAAAGCGAUCGUGAAAUUACUUUCGACUCUCCACUGUUUUCUUAGACUGCAAAACAGUCGGUUUUUUCCUCAAAAUCAGUAAAGAAAUCGGUAAAGCGUGGCGUAAGAGUCUUACGCGCGCGAAGCGCGCGAGCCUGACACGCCAGUAGGGCGUGUGAGGCGAGAGAAAAAAACCCGUAUUUUUAGCGUCUCUCCCCAGUUUCGCUCUCUAUUUUCAGCCUCAUUCCAGAACUUUUGUUUGACUGCUCGCGCGUACUUGAAUACGCAAAAAUACGGACUGUUUUGCAGUCUACUGUUUUCUCCGCUAAAAAAAAAAAAGCUUUAUGUUAAGUCUCUAGAGUGGUUAAUACUACGACUAAUAUUAUUAUUCUCUUUUAAUAUGUUAUUGUUGAUUCCCGACAGAUAUGUCAUUGACGAUGAAUACACGGCAUCAGAGGGCACAAAAUUCCCUAUAAAAUGGGCAGCCCCUGAGGUCAUUCUCUAUACUAAGUUCAGUAGUAAAUCGGACAUCUGGGCUUUUGGUAAGCCGCCAUUCAAGUUACUGUUUAAUACAUCUCGCUGUAUUUAUGUUGCUUUUCUGUUUGUCCUCGUCGUUUUUUCUGCCUGGUUUCCUUUUACAUUGCUGCCUUUAGUUUUGACGAAUUGAACAGUCAUAACUCAGUGAUAUGUAUUUGUAUUGAUAGGUAUUUUAACCUGGGAAAUAUACACUGGAGGAAAACAGCCUUAUCCCGCAAUCAACAACACCGAUGUUGUUCAAAAGGUUAGCACUCUCCUCCUCAGCUGACGUAGAUAAUAGUUUACCCCUCCCUUCCCAGUCUUCUCUUAGCGCGGUUUGCACCUCGAAUAUUUUUUCAUUCCUUUUGUUAUAAUUUUUUUUGAUACCGUAGCCAUAUUUUUUAAGGCUGAAUGAACCAUUUGGAGUAUAAAUAUUCUUUUCAGAAGAGUUGUUCGCAUUAAGGCAAUAGGAUAGUUUGCUUGAUCUCAGUAAGGAGACGAGAUUGAAAAAAGAUUUGAAUGCUGGCUAAGAUCAGGUUCAAGGAAAUCCCCUGCUUCAGUUUCCAUCUCCGUAAACGGACCUCCUCGCUCUUUUCGCGCAUAAAAAGGAGAUGUUCAAUUUUCAGUUCAUGUAACGCAUGUCUAACGCAUGUCUAGCAAGGUUUAAAGCAAGGUAAGAUUCUUGCCUAGUCCCUAGGCCUCAUUAUUUCUCGCGGCUAAAGCGUUUUGGGUCACGUGGUCCAAGCGACAGAGAGGGACUGGGAAAACGCCGUAGAGGGACUAGGCAAGUAAGAUUUAAGGUUGCACACAAUAGUCUCAUCUUUUUCAGUUUUACGUACUAUUUGAAGAGCUUUUGGUUUCAGAGAUGCGAUAGUUUUUUUAAUUUCUUUAUUGAUCAAUGAAAAACCAAUGAUAUUUGUUUAACAGAUUCUGAAUGGUUAUCGACUACAAAAACCAACAAGGUGUCCUGAGGAGAUGUAUAGAAUUGUGGAGAGGUGUUGGCAUGCGGUAAGCUGCUUGCAGUGUCACAUCAUUUUUUUUCUCUGCGGUAUCAGGUGGAGUUACUCUUUUUACGAGUGAAGAAUUGCAAUCUAAGUUCACAGACAUCAGAAAAGAAUUAGAGUAUAGAUUAUUUGAACCUCGGAGACAGAACAGAUACCGUGGAAAAAGAGAUUUUUCCCGUUAUGUCUAAGUUUGUCGUGGUUUGCUUUUUUGCGAUGAGAUUUUAUAAACAUGCUGCGUGGGAGAAUCCUGAAAGAAAUUAAUUCGCGUCUACCUUUUAGUUGCGUUGCUGGUGAAAAGUCUUGUGACUAACUUAAACUUUUAGCUAAUUAGAGGUACAACGCAUAGAGAUUUUCAAAAAAUUCAAUCCAAUCAGAACUUUGUAAAUCUCGGCGCUUUUCCUUCGAAAGUGUCUAUAAGAAGGAAAAACUUUCUCUUAACAUAGUUGUUGUUGUUCUUUUCCCCAAGGAACCAGAGUACAGACCGGCUUUCGCGUCAGUCUACAGAAGUAUUGUAGAGUUUACUGGUGAAGAUUACGACGAAACUGUCGAAUAA
Porites evermanni is the source of this 11757-nucleotide messenger RNA. The record is from the annotation of a GenBank genome assembly. Lineage: Eukaryota; Metazoa; Cnidaria; Anthozoa; Scleractinia; Poritidae.